CGUCUGCCAGGUGGGGACUGCCAAGCGCCUUUUUCCCAGGGACACCUACCACACGGAACUAUAACUAUAUUAUUGGCGCCUUGGGGAAAACGCGUCUAGUAUUCUUCAAACCUUUCUCCGUCUAAGGCACCGGCAAAAACAGUACACAGGUAUGCUUGCAAGGGUUCACCCGCCCUUGAUUGAACAAGGUUCAGGAAGAGGUAGAUCCCCCUUCGACAGCCAAGAAGGGGACUCUCGGGCGGUAAAUGUCAAUACCUAUUCCUUUUUAAACAAUGAUCAUCGGCGGGUAGAAUCUGUAUACAAGGCUUUGAACAAUCAAUAACUAUCCCUAUUUAGUUUAAUGAAGACGUAUAAUUGGUGCAUGCGCGAGCAAUUAACACAACAAUUGACGAAAAAGAGUUAUAUGAGGAAACAUCUAUGCAGGUUCUGUUAUCAUCAUCUACCUAAAUGGGGAAUUAAUUACCUGUCUUUCGUAUAACUGUCAACAGGCGCAUAGG
Yamadazyma tenuis ATCC 10573 is the source of this 497-nucleotide messenger RNA. NCBI's taxonomy places the organism in Eukaryota, Fungi, Ascomycota, Pichiomycetes, Serinales, Debaryomycetaceae. The record is from RefSeq and is a predicted model, not a curated record.